Messenger RNA from Hyaena hyaena (striped hyena), 2623 nucleotides. It is a transcript of the gene TBL1X, whose product is annotated as transducin beta like 1 X-linked. Gene Ontology annotation, molecular function: transcription corepressor activity; protein binding. Bases 475 to 2055 code for a protein of 526 amino acids. Gene Ontology annotation, cellular component: histone deacetylase complex. NCBI's taxonomy places the organism in Eukaryota, Metazoa, Chordata, Mammalia, Carnivora, Hyaenidae. The transcript has 17 exons. The record is from RefSeq and is a predicted model, not a curated record. Gene Ontology annotation, biological process: regulation of transcription by RNA polymerase II.
CGAGGAGCCGCCAGCGCCCCCGCCCCGCCGCCGCCGCCGCCGCCGCCGCAGCGCCCUCGGCCGCCAUUCGGCACCCGAAACUUUCCAGCGCCCGCGCCUCUCGGGGACUCGCGGCGGCGGGGCGGGGGCGGCCCGGGGGCGGCGCGAGGCUGCUCCGGGGCGCCGGGCCCUCCUCGGCCGCGGCACGGCCCGGGCUCGGCGACGGCCGGCGGCAGGGAGGCUCGGAGCGCGGCGGCGCCGCCACAAGUUGCGCUGCUGGCGGCGAGGUAACCAAAGACAGAAAACAGGCCUAAAAGUAAACCCUCGGAGGAAGAAGGGAUUUGCCAACACUUGGUCUGAGUCCUGGCGGACAGUUGGCAGUGUGUCUGAUCGGAUGCUGAGGAGCUCACUGGUCCUGAGGUCUACACAUGAAGUCACCGUAAAGAGGGCGGCUCCCGCAUCGUAAAGACCUCGUCUCCGCGAGGUGAGGCUAAGAUGAGCAUAACCAGCGACGAGGUGAACUUCCUGGUGUACCGCUACCUCCAGGAGUCAGGUUUUUCCCACUCGGCGUUCACGUUCGGUAUCGAGAGCCACAUCAGCCAGUCCAACAUCAAUGGGACACUAGUGCCGCCAGCCGCCCUCAUCUCCAUCCUGCAGAAGGGACUUCAGUAUGUGGAGGCCGAGAUCAGCAUCAACGAGGACGGCACAGUGUUCGACGGCCGCCCCAUAGAGUCCCUGUCCCUGAUCGACGCGGUGAUGCCUGACGUGGUACAGACGCGGCAGCAGGCCUUCCGGGAGAAGCUCGCUCAGCAGCAGGCCAGUGCGGCGGCCGCGGCGGCGGCAGCAGCGGCGACAGCCACCACAGCCCCGGCGGCCCCGGCAGCCGUUGCUCAGCAACACCCACCAAAGAACGGCGAGGCCACGGUGAACGGGGAGGAGAACGGAGCCCACGCGAUAAAUAAUCAUUCGAAACCAAUGGAAAUAGACGGGGACGUUGAGAUUCCACCCAACAAAGCCACAGUCCUUCGGGGCCAUGAGUCUGAGGUGUUCAUUUGUGCCUGGAACCCGGUCAGCGAUCUCCUGGCUUCAGGAUCUGGAGACUCGACGGCCAGGAUAUGGAACCUUAAUGAAAACAGCAACGGGGGCUCCACGCAGCUCGUGCUGAGGCACUGUAUACGAGAGGGGGGCCACGACGUCCCCAGUAAUAAAGACGUGACCUCCCUGGACUGGAAUAGCGACGGGACGCUGUUGGCUACAGGCUCAUACGACGGUUUUGCCAGAAUAUGGACGGAAGACGGCAACCUGGCCAGCACCUUAGGGCAACAUAAAGGCCCCAUCUUUGCCUUGAAAUGGAACAAAAAGGGGAAUUACAUUUUGAGUGCUGGUGUAGACAAAACCACGAUAAUCUGGGACGCCCACACAGGAGAAGCCAAACAGCAGUUUCCGUUUCAUUCCGCGCCCGCUCUCGAUGUCGACUGGCAGAGCAACACUACCUUUGCCUCCUGCAGCACGGACAUGUGCAUCCACGUCUGCAGACUUGGCUGUGACCGCCCCGUCAAGACCUUCCAAGGACACACAAACGAGGUGAAUGCCAUCAAAUGGGAUCCUUCUGGAAUGCUGCUAGCGUCCUGCUCUGACGACAUGACAUUAAAGAUCUGGAGUAUGAAGCAGGAUACGUGUGUCCACGACCUUCAGGCUCACAGCAAAGAGAUCUACACUAUCAAGUGGAGUCCCACGGGGCCGGCCACCAGCAACCCAAACUCCAACAUCAUGCUAGCAAGCGCUUCCUUCGAUUCUACGGUCCGACUGUGGGAUGUGGAGCGUGGCGUGUGUGUCCACACACUCACCAAACACCAGGAACCCGUGUACAGCGUAGCUUUUAGCCCCGAUGGGAAGUAUCUGGCCAGUGGCUCCUUUGACAAGUGUGUGCAUAUCUGGAAUACUCAGAGUGGAAGUCUCGUCCACAGCUACCGAGGCACCGGCGGCAUCUUCGAGGUGUGCUGGAAUGCCCGAGGGGACAAAGUGGGCGCCAGCGCGUCCGACGGCUCUGUGUGUGUUUUAGAUCUCCGAAAGUAAACACAAACUAUUCUAGAAAACAGUUCUAAUGGACCAGCAGUGAAUGUGUGACGUGGCCGUGCUCUCGUCAGACACCGUUCUAUCCGCUCCAAAACCGUACGAAUUUGACUUACAUUAGAGUGUGCUUGGAAAUCAGUUCAUCCCUGGCCAUGGGAGUCUCUCUCUUCUCGUAGUCUUCACCAAGAAGUUUAAACCAGAAACAUACACAGUCCUAUCAAAGGGGGAAGGAAUGGUUUCCACCCAGAACAUUCCGCCUGGGAAGCAUGAAGCCACCAGUAAACGCCACACGGUUUGGUUUCCAUCCAGAACAAGCUCUAAUGGCCGAAAGGAGAAAAGACGAAGAGGAAGGGGGGAAAAAAAGGAAGGAAAAAAAAAAAAACCUGUGCCAAAAAAGAAAAAGAAAAAUGCUGUGAUAAAACCAAACGUGGGGGAGGGGACUCUCCUCCGUGUGGUGGGUCUGCUUUUUCCCCCUGACAAUUUGGACACUGCAGUUGCUCUCACAAAGGAUGACCAGUUUGUACUGAUGAAAUGCGCAACUUUGUAAUCCCAACACUUUCUAUUUUCUAGA